UAAGUAAAACAGUCGUCAGUGGCAUAACAUGUUGGUAACAACUCAGUGGGAGCAGCAAGCAGCAAACAGCAAGCACCAAGCAACACUUAACAGCUUGAAACAGAUUUGAUUUACGUUUGAUGUCCAGCUCAGGAUAUAGAAGUUUUAUAUAAUUAUAAGCAACAUUUGAAGUAAGAAGCAACGUUCAUUAAUUCAAAAUGCCAUAUUUUCCUAUACAACAUAGUAAGAGCAGCCACAAGAUGAGCAGCAACACCUCUUUGGACAAUACCUCAGAUCAGGAUUAUAGUGAAUUCCUGAAUGAGUAUUUGCUGCAAACCAACUCGCCCAGUAAUGAACCGGAAAUACAGUAUGAAGAGGGUGAAAUGGAGGCGGAAUGGCUUAUUGCAGCCGGAUAUCCACAGUUAACAAAGCCAUUUGAGCAGGGUCUGGAAUUAAACACCUCGGAGCUUGAACCAAUACUCGCAUCUCUAUCCAAACCACAUGCCGAAGCGAUUAAACAGCGUGUGCGUGCACUCAAUCACACUGUGCGGGGGCGCACAAAAAAUCGGCAGAAACGCAAACCAGACAUACGCGAUGUUUUCCGAGAUUUUGAUGAAUCGAGCACUGGCACACGUUCACGAAGCGCAACACCUGAUUCUCUUGAUUCGAUACAUGGUGACGAGUGGGGCAACGCUUCAAUACCAAGUUUUGUAAGUGUUUUUGAUACUGGCAAUGGUGCGGACACAAAUCAUGGACAUCAUCAAACAAUACAAUUGGGUAAACAUCUUAAACAGAAGUUACGACGAACCCCAAGUGCUCCACUUAAAGGAUCAACAGAUAUAUUUCGCGGUUCACAUAUACGAUGCGAUAUACCAAUGUACUCAUCUGAUGGUAUUGAGUUAUUAGGUUUUUCACGUAUUGGAACUAUACAUAUACCCAGAAACCGAUCCGGUUCUGAUCCAUCGUGUUCAGUUGGACGUGCUCGAGGGCAAUUAAUGCAGGACUCACACAGCGAUAACAAUACAUCUUCAGGUGAUUCUAGUGAUGAAUGUCUAUCCAAUACAGCACGUUCUUCGAACACUUCCUCUCCUGAGAGUACACCACAAAAAAUUUUAAGUAAAAUACAUUUAGACACACCACCACAAAGUGUACAGAACUCACCGUCUUCACGUGAUGGCAUUAGUUUUGAGAGCAUGUGCCGUGAGUCUUCUAGUCAAGAUGAAAUUGAUACUGUCGAUAGCAGUGAUACAUCGAUUGAAUUUUGUUCAGAUAUUGACACAAUAAACGAAACCGAGCUUAAACGCUUACAGCCUAUAUUUUGGUUAGAGUUAGCCACAAUAUUCGAUCGUAAUCACGUGUCAUUGGAUAAGAGGAAACCCUUCAAGAGACGACGCAAAGAAGAAGGUAAUCUCUUUGGAGUUUCACUCAACGCCUUGAUACGUCGUGAUCAACAGAUUACGGGUAAGGAUUCAACAUUGGUGCCGUUGUUCUUGGAAGGUGUGUUGGAGGAAUUAACAAAACGUGGUGCUAGAGAGGAGGGUAUUUUACGUGUCGCUGGACACAAACAAAAGACUGAAUUACUUUAUAACGAAUUGGAGUCGAGUUUUUACCAAAAACCAAAAAAAUUUCCGCAAUUACUGAGCUCGGCCAGUGUGCAUGACUUAAGUGCUCUGCUGAAGCGCUGGUUGCGUGAAUUACCUCAACCGCUGCUUAGCAAUGAACUUAUACAGCUUUUCUAUCAAUGUCAUGCUUUACCAACUGUGGAUCAAGCGAAGGCAUUGGCAAUCGUCUGCCAAAUGUUACCGCAUGAGAAUCGUAACACAUUACGUUCACUGAUACGUUUUCUCAAUUACGUCAUAGAAAACAAGCAGUUCAACAAGAUGAAUAUGCAUAAUGUGGCAACCAUAAUUGCUCCAUCAUUCUUUCCACCUCGUUAUAUCCAUCCAACGGAUAAGAACAGUAUUGAGGAACAGGUUAAGAUGGCGGCGCAGUGCUGCCGUUUAACGAAUAUGUUAAUAACACGCGGAGAAGCGUUAUUCCAGGUGCCAAAUAAUCUAAUCGAAGAAUCUAAAUCGAACAAAUCUCGUCAAGGUAAACGUGGCUUACAUCGUCGCGUGAAGGCUACUACUUCCUUAUUGCAUGUGGGUAGCAGCAACAAUAAUCACUCACUAAGUCCGAAUAUUGACAAUAAUGGCAACACCGUCACUCGUCAACAGUCAAUUAACCCAAGUCACGUGCAUCGUCUCAUCAUUUGAUCAACUCCAAGCCACUUCCGUGCAGGAGCGCAAAACUGGUGUCUACAAGACGUGCUUAGUCGAAGCUCAAAUUUAUUACUUCAGUUUUAUUUUUGCUAAUUAAUUUUAAUCAGUUUUUUUAG
This is a messenger RNA of Teleopsis dalmanni, 2356 nucleotides long. RefSeq names its product rho GTPase-activating protein conundrum (gene conu). The transcript has 9 exons. The record is from RefSeq and is a predicted model, not a curated record. Lineage: Eukaryota; Metazoa; Arthropoda; Insecta; Diptera; Diopsidae. Bases 198 to 2234 code for a protein of 678 amino acids. Gene Ontology annotation, molecular function: GTPase activator activity. Gene Ontology annotation, cellular component: cytoplasm. Gene Ontology annotation, biological process: regulation of small GTPase mediated signal transduction; signal transduction; regulation of actin filament polymerization.